This is a messenger RNA of Balaenoptera acutorostrata (minke whale), 4943 nucleotides long. It is a transcript of the gene SEMA5B, whose product is annotated as semaphorin 5B. The transcript has 23 exons. The record is from RefSeq and is a predicted model, not a curated record. Bases 124 to 3396 code for a protein of 1090 amino acids. NCBI's taxonomy places the organism in Eukaryota, Metazoa, Chordata, Mammalia, Artiodactyla, Balaenopteridae. Gene Ontology annotation, molecular function: semaphorin receptor binding; chemorepellent activity. Gene Ontology annotation, biological process: negative regulation of axon extension involved in axon guidance; axon guidance; axon extension.
UUCGCCUUCGCAGCUCCCCGCCGCCGGGAGCCGGGAGCCGCCCGGAACCGGGCACCUGCGCCCGCAGCCUGGAGGUCUCCCCCCAGCCCGCCUCCAGGAGCUGGGAGCACAGAGGGGCCCACCAUGGUGUUCCCGGGACCCCUGGCUAUCACCCUGCUGCCGCCCAGCCUCACACUGCUGGUGGUGCACCUCGCCAGCUCCCAGGAUGUCUCCAGUGAACCCAGCAGUGAGCAGCAGCUGUGCUCCCUGAGGGAACACCCCAUCGUGGCCUUUGCAGAUCUGAAGCCAUGGGUCUCUAACUUCACCUACCCUGGAGCCCAAGAUUUCUCCCAGCUCGCUCUGGAUCCUUCCAGAAACCAGCUCAUCGUGGGAGCCAGGAACUACCUCUUCAGACUCAGCCUUGCCAAUGUCUCCCUCCUUCAGGCCACAGAGUGGGCCUCCAACGAGGACACGCGCCGCUCCUGCCAAAGCAAAGGGAAGACCGAGGAGGAGUGUCAGAACUACGUGCGAGUCCUGAUUGUCACUGGCCGGAAAGUGUUCAUGUGUGGGACCAAUGCCUUCUCCCCAGUGUGCUCCAGCAGACAGGUGGGGAACCUCAGCCGGACCGUGGAGAAGAUCAACGGUGUGGCCCGCUGCCCCUACGACCCGCGCCACAAUUCCACAGCCGUCAUCUCCUCCCAGGGGGAGCUCUACGCAGCCACGGUCAUCGACUUCUCAGGUCGGGACCCCGCCAUCUACCGCAGCCUGGGCAGCAGGCCACCGCUUCGUACCGCCCAGUAUAACUCCAAGUGGCUCAAUGAGCCAAACUUUGUAGCAGCCUAUGAUAUCGGGCUGUUCGCGUACUUCUUGCUGCGGGAGAACGCAGUGGAGCAUGACUGUGGACGCACCGUGUACUCUCGGGUGGCCCGUGUGUGCAAGAACGACAUGGGGGGCCGGUUCCUGCUGGAGGACACUUGGACCACGUUCAUGAAGGCCCGGCUCAACUGCUCCCGCCCGGGCGAGGUCCCCUUCUACUACAACGAGCUGCAGAGUGCCUUCCACCUGCCGGAGCAGGACCUCAUCUACGGGGUGUUCACCACCAAUGUAAACAGCAUUGCCGCAUCUGCUGUCUGCGCCUUCAACCUCAGUGCCAUCUCUCAGGCUUUCAAUGGCCCGUUUCGCUACCAGGAGAACCCCAGGGCUGCCUGGCUCCCCAUCGCCAACCCCAUCCCCAAUUUCCAGUGCGGCACCCUGCCCGAGGUGGGCCCCAACGAGAACCUGACGGAGCGAAGCCUGCAGGAUGCACAGCGCCUGUUCCUGAUGAGCGAGGCCGUGCAGCCGGUGACACCGGAGCCCUGCGUCACCCAGGACAGCGUGCGCUUCUCACACCUCGUGGUGGACCUUGUGCAGGCCAAGGACACGCUCUACCACGUGCUCUACAUCGGCACGGAGUCCGGCACCAUCCUGAAGGCGCUGUCCACGACGAGCCGCAGCCUCCGCGGCUGCUACCUGGAGGAGCUGCACGUGCUGCCCCCCGGGCGCCGGGAGCCGCUGCGCAGCCUGCGCAUCCUGCACAGCGCCCGCGCGCUCUUCGUGGGGUUGAGCGACGGCGUGCUGCGGGUGCCGCUGGAGAGGUGCGCCGCCUACCGCAGCCAGGGGGCAUGCCUGGGGGCACGGGACCCGUACUGCGGCUGGGACGGGAAGCAGCAACGUUGCAGCACGCUCGAGGACAGCUCCAACAUGAGCCUGUGGACCCAGAACAUCACAGCAUGUCCUGUGCGAAAUGUGACUCGGGAUGGGGGCUUUGGCCCAUGGUCACCAUGGCAACCGUGUGAGCACUUAGAUGGGGACAACUCAGGUUCUUGCCUGUGUCGGGCCCGGGCCUGUGACUCCCCCCGACCCCGCUGUGGGGGCUGUGACUGCCUGGGGCCAGCCAUCCACGUUGCCAACUGCUCCAGGAACGGGGCGUGGACACCGUGGUCAUCGUGGGCCCUAUGCAGCACCUCCUGUGGGAUUGGAUUCCAGGUCCGCCAGCGAAGUUGCAGCAACCCUGCUCCGCGCCACGGGGGCCGCAUCUGCGUGGGCAAGAGCCGGGAGGAACGGUUCUGUAACGAAAACACGCCUUGCCCGGUGCCCAUCUUCUGGGCAUCUUGGGGCUCCUGGAGCAAGUGCAGCAGCCACUGUGGGAGCGGUGUGCAAUCGCGGCGUCGGGCCUGUGAGAACGGCAACUCCUGCCCGGGCUGCGGCGUGGAGUUCAAGACUUGCAACCCUGAAGGCUGCCCCGAAGUGCGGCGCAACACGCCGUGGACGCCCUGGCUACCGGUGAACGUGACCCGGGGCGGGGCGCGGCAGGAGCAGCGCUUCCGCUUCACGUGCCGCGCGCCGCUGGCCGACCCCCACGGGCUGCAGUUUGGCCGGAGGAGGACGGAGACCCGAACCUGCCCCACGGACGGCUCUGGAGCCUGCGACACGGACGCCUUGGUGGAGGAGCUCCUGCGCAGCGGGGGCAGCUCCCCGCACACGGCGAGCGGGGGCUGGGCCGCCUGGGGCCCGUGGUCCUCCUGCUCCCGGGACUGUGAGCUGGGCUUCCGCGUCCGCAAGAGAACGUGCACGAACCCGGAGCCCCGCAACGGCGGCCUGCCGUGCGUGGGUGACGCUGCCGAGUACCAAGACUGCAACCCCCAAGCUUGUCCAGUGCGGGGUGCCUGGUCCUGCUGGACCUCUUGGUCCCCAUGCUCAGCCUCCUGCGGUGGCGGCCACUAUCAACGCACCCGUUCCUGCACCAGCCCCGCCCCCUCCCCGGGCGAGGACAUCUGUCUCGGGCUGCACACGGAGGAGGCGCUGUGUGCCACACAGGCCUGCCCAGAAGGCUGGUCGCCGUGGUCUGAGUGGAGUGCAUGCACGGAGGAUGGAGUCCAAAGCCGUGGCCGGCACUGUGAGGAGCUGGUCCCCGGGCCCAGCACUUGUGCCGGAAACAGCAGCCAGAGCCGCCCCUGCCCCUACAGGGAGAUUCCCGUGAUCCUGCCUGCCUCCAGUGUGGACGAGGCCACUGGCUGUGGAGGGUUCAGUCUCAUCCACCUGGUGGCCACAGGCAUCUCCUGCUUCCUGGGCUCUGGGCUGCUGACCUUGGCGGUGUACCUGUCCUGCCAGCACUGCCGGCGCCAGUCCCAGGAGUCCACGCUCGUCCAUCCCGCCACCCCCAACCACCUGCAUUACAAGGGUGGGGGUGCCCCCAAGAAUGAGAAGUACACACCCAUGGAAUUCAAGACCCUGAAUAAGAAUAACCUGAUCCCCGAUGACAGAGCCAACUUCUACCCAUUGCAGCAGACCAAUGUGUACACAACCACCUACUACCCGAGUCCACUGAACAAACACAGCUUCCGGCCUGAGGCCUCACCUGGACAACGAGGAUGCUAAGAACAAUAUGUUCCCUUGAGAUACUGAAUCAGAGGCCCUGAACGUGAAAAUACCAGGCACAGAGGUGGGUGUAUUGUGGGGGGCUCUUUGGACAACUGGGGGUUAAGAAACAGACUAUGAUUAUCAAUGGAAUUCAGCAGUUGCCUUUUCCAGCUAAUCCAAGACUGUGGUACCCAGGUUUCUCCCCCUCCUCUUCUUUCAGGCAGAAGAUUAGAAGAGGAUUCUUUGAAGGAGCAAAUCAAACCAAAGAUUCUAAAAGAAUAAGCCAUCUGGUCAUUUGUGUAGCAGGUCCUACAGUGAAAUACACUCAUUAGCAAGCAGUGCCCAAGUGCACAGAGCUUGCAGUCAGUUUCUAGUAGCUCACUCUUAAAUAAGAAGGGACAGGGACUUCCCUGGCAGUCCAGCAGUUAAGACUGUGCUUCCACUGCAGGGGCCACAGGUUCCAUCCCUGGUCAGGAAACUAAGAUCCCACAUGCUGCGUGGUGUGGCAAAAAAAAAAGGGGGGGGCAGAAUAAGGAUCACAGACAUAAGAGAGAAAGCCCCAACGCAAAAGAAAGACCAAAACAAGUACACAGAUACAGAGAAACCCAAUGAAAACAGAGAAAACUCAAUGAAAACAGAACAACAUUUCAACGAAAUGACAAUUCUUCAGAAAUAAGUGAAGGUAUUGCAUUCAGGAAACAAGAACAAGGUGCAAUAAAAAGGAUAAAUUAAAGCUCUUAGAAAUUAAAAAGCAUGACAGCAGAAAACAAAAACAGUAAAAGGGUUUAAAGAUAAUGGAAAUUUCCCAGAAAGUUGAACAAAAAUACAAAGAGAUGGAAUAUAGGAGAGAAAGGAUAAGAGAAUUAGAGAAUCAAUCCAAGAGUUCUAACAGCCAAUAAAAAAAAUUCAAAGGAGGAACUUACCUAAGAAGGAAUACAGGAAAAUUUGACAGAAGCAAAGAACGAGGUCUCCACAUCAAAGGACCCACACAGUAACUAGCACCUUGAUGAAAAAGAUUUACCCUGAGGCACAUAAACAUGACAUUUUAAAAUUUCAGCCUUGAAGAGAAGACUCCAACAACAGACAAAAAGAUUAGGAAUAUGCAUGGUAUAAAACCUCUUACAAGAUUUAAAGCUAGAAUAUAGCAGAAAUUAUCCUCAAAACUCUGAAGUAAAAAUGCUUGGUUGUGAAUUUUAUACCCAGCCAAACUAUUAUCAUAUGAGAAUAGAAUAAAGACAUUUUCAGACAUGCAGGGUCUCAAAAAAUAUAUCUCACACAUACUAUUCUUUCACUAAAACAAGAGAGUAAACAACAAAAACAUGGAUCCAAGAAAAAGGGGAUCUAACAGAGGAAGGGUGUGAGGAGCGAUAUCAGGCUGACAGCAGUGCAACAGGCCUGGAGAGCAACAGUCCAGAUUAACCUACGAGGAGAGCACGCACCCAGAGAGACCCAGGGAAGACUAACUGAAACAGGUAGAUUAUCUGGCUACCUGUUGAUUGGUUUCCAUACCAACCUUGGUAUGGAAAAUUAUAUGAAAUUUUAUUUUAUAAAACCAUUGGAGCCGU